AUGCGAUUCAAAAUAAGAUCGGACCGCAUUUUUGUUACUCUCACGCUGAUGCAUAGGAAAUCCUUCACGCCACUGCACCACCAUCCCCUCACACCUCACUUUCCGGACAUCGCUAACGUCCCACUGACUCCCGUCGUCCCCGCAAGCUGCACCAGGGUUUGCGUCAACUUCGCUGGUGCACUCGCGCCAUCGGUGAGUGUGGGCAGCAGCAUCACCGGCGCCUCUGCCGCGCUGCUCCUCGCCUUCCCCCGCCUGCUCUCCGCCAACCUCUCCUGGACUGCCCUCUCCCACCACCCGUCCACCCCUCCCUCACCACCCUGCACCUCUCCCACUGCCCCCUCCUUACCAUUGGCUUCCCUCUCCCCUCCUCCUCAUCCUCUCCCUCUGCCUCAUCUCCUCCUCUUCUCACUCCUCCCUCUUCCCUCCUCACCUCCUCGCGUCCUCACUCACCACGACCUCUGCCACUCGCGCGGCGCCACGCUUCCUCCUCCUCCGCACCGCACCAGCCUCCACCGCACUCCACUCCUCCUCCACGCCCUCACACCCCGCCCUGCGGCUAGCUGUGGUUACAAGCAGCAGUAUCCCUCACACACCUCCACCUCUCCUCUGCUGCUGUCUCUGACGCCCUUGUGUUACACCUCGCCCACCCCCGUCCCCACACGUCCUCUCAUUUCCCCUGUUCGCACCCCUCCUUAG
This is a messenger RNA of Closterium sp. NIES-65, 696 nucleotides long. The record is from the annotation of a GenBank genome assembly. NCBI's taxonomy places the organism in Eukaryota, Viridiplantae, Streptophyta, Zygnematophyceae, Desmidiales, Closteriaceae.